Messenger RNA from Lagenorhynchus albirostris (white-beaked dolphin), 8831 nucleotides. RefSeq names its product WD repeat domain 87 (gene WDR87). Lineage: Eukaryota; Metazoa; Chordata; Mammalia; Artiodactyla; Delphinidae. Bases 1 to 8724 code for a protein of 2907 amino acids. The record is from RefSeq and is a predicted model, not a curated record. The transcript has 7 exons. Gene Ontology annotation, molecular function: protein binding.
AUGACUUCCCCCAGACUCAUUCCCGUGUGGAAGGAUUUUAAAUACCUUAUAAAUGACAUGAUACAUAAAAGCAAGCAAACUUUAGAUGACCCAAAGAUUGAUGUAGUUGUGUUGAGUGACCGGUCCCAGAUCCUGUUCAAAGAGUCUCGCCAUCCUCAAAAUAUGCCACUUAUAUGCUAUUACUUCAGUGAUGCCCACUUCUUUGCUUCCCUCCCGUGGGUGACAACAAGCACAAAAGAAAUACAGGCUGUGGUAUGGAUGAAGAGCAAAACUGAGGACAUGGUGCAGAAGAGAACAUUCUCCAUGACUGAACGACUGCCGCCCAUCCAGUCCAUGGUUCACACAGGUUCCUUUCAUAUCCUCGUGGUCUACUGUGGUGACCUGCUCCUGCGGCUCUUUGGGGACCACUUUCAGUCAUUCAAACCCCUAGGUAUAGUGCCCUGCCGCUUUAACAUCAGCUGCCUCUGCUAUGACCCAGAAAUGAAGAUGCUUCUGUCGGGAAUCCUGGGGGCAGUGGUCACCUGGAUCAUGGAGCAGAGUGGCAAGGGUCUCCAAAUAGCCCACAUGGUUUCCAUGCCUGGUGAUGAGCUUGUCCACAACAUCAUGUUGAACGGCCCCAAUGGCUCCCUUGUAGCCCUAUGUGAGACUGUGGUGAGGGUCCUUGAGCGCCAGGGCCACGGCCGGCUGGCAGAGGUGAAGAGGUUCCCUUCCACCACCAGUGGCUCCUCAAUCACCUGCUGCUUCACCUGUUUUGAGCAGGGCUUUCUCUAUGCUGGAAACAGGACUGGGGAAAUCCAAGUGUGGAGCCUCAAUCAGGGGCACGCACUCCACAGUUUCAAGGCCCAUUUCUCAUCGGUGAUAUGUAUCCGCAGCCGGCCAGAAGCCCACACCCUGCUAACAGCCGGCCAAGAAGGCUUAAUCAAGGAGUGGAACCUGACUUCAGGGAGUCUGCUGCGGCAGCUAGAACUUGGCGAGGAACUGUAUCAACUCCAGUUUAUUGAUAGCACUACUUUCUUCUGCCAGACUACCCAUUCUUUCUCCUUGCGCAGUCUGCCGUGCUUCUAUAACCUCUUCAAUGUCUGUGGCUCUGCUCCCAAGCAGAUACGUCGGGUCCGCUGUGGCAAUAACUGGUUCCGGAUCCUGUGCACUACUGAGGAUGGCUUGUUGCGCUUUGUGUCCCCACUAACAGGGAAUCUUCUGGUUAUCACCUGGCCCUUCUCAAUCCUGGACCGGGCUGUGGAUUGGGCCUAUGACCCAGAUAAAGAGGAGCUCUUUGUAGCAACAGGCAGCUCAGAUGUGCUGGUAUUUGACACAACCCGCUGCCCUUGCCCAGCCAAGUAUCUUAUAUGCACCUCACCAGAUUCUCAGGACUUGGUACAAUGCCUGGCUUAUGGGCAUUUCCACCUGGGUCGGGGUCUAGAAGGACUAAUGUUCUCUGGACACCAGAGUGGUGUGAUCAGAGUGCUUUCCCAGCACAGCUGUGCCCAAAUAGAGAAACUCAUGCACUUCGGGGCUGUAUUAGCACUCUCUACACUGCCUGGAGGGCUUUCUGGUUGCCGAGAAAACUCUUUGCUCUGUUCCUAUGGAAUGGAUGACUACGUACACCUAUCAGAAGCUGUGCUUGACGGGGUGAGAGUGCAGCUGCAGCCCCUUGCCAGCAUUCUCAGCAGCUGUAAGCUAACACACUUGAUACUCUUGCCCAAGUCUGUGAGUGCCAUCACGGAGACUAACUGCCUGCGUCUCUGGAAGUUCCAUGACUUUCUGUCCUCUGGGUCACAGGAAGGCUCAACGUUCAUAGACACAUUGCCUCUGCACCAGUGUACCAUCACAUCUUUUGAUGUCUGCCUAUCCUUGAGUCUUUUUGUCACGGGUGGCAGUGAUGGCUCUGUCCGGAUCUGGAACUUCCAUGGUAGACUCAUAGCCAUGCUGGACUCAUCAUUGCACUUUGGCCCACUCUGCUUUGCAAAUGACCGGGGUGACCUGCUAGUCACUUUCAACCAGAGUCUUUAUCUGGUGUCCUGUUUAAAACUGCUUCCCUCAGCCCUGCUGGCUCGCCUUUCCCUUAUAGGUUUGACAGAUGAAGUGCUAGAAGUUCCUAAGCCUUUCAUACCAAGCUUCUUCUUCUCCUUUGAGACCAUGUUUGUGCCCAAGUAUAUCUACUUUGGACAAGGGCAACAGCAAUUAGUGGGUCUGGAGAACCUUGUCAAUAAUCGGGCCAUCGCCUUUGAUCAUAAUGUGCCACACGUCAUAGAAGAUGAGCAAGGGAGCCCUGUGUUACUGUCUUCCUUCAGACACGAUUCCUUGUAUAAGGAAGCUGAUUGGACACAGGUGAAAAAACCUCUGCAUUCCCAUUAUGUUCUUCCUCCCCAGCUACAGCUGACUACCUGGGAUGGACUCAACCCUUACCAGAUACUGCAAUACUACUUUGGCCAUGGGCAGAAAUGGCUCUUGGCUCCUGAUUGCUACAUUCCUAACUCAGUGAUUCGUGCCCGUCUUUGGCCACAGGGCAGCCCAAUAUACCUACAGUGCAACCUGCACUCACCCAUGCGGGACCUGGAACGGGACAAGUCUCAACAAUUCUUCUUCUGGCACAGUAGGGCAAGAGCUAUAAGUGAUGUAGGAGAAUAUGCACGUGAAAAGGAGGAUGAAGACUUCCUUGAAAUAAGAGCGUCAAAGGAUAUAACUUACAGUGUCCUUACAGACUCAGCAAACUGCAGUUGGCUGGGAAGAAAGAUGAGUGAAGUAGCUAUCAAUAGCCUGAUAGAGACAAUUCUCAAUAUUAUGAUCCAUGCUUCUCCACUGAAGUACCAGAGCUGUAUUGGUACACUAGGGCAAAUCUUUGCCUCUUACCAGGUUCCUCCACUCCUGCGUGCUGAAACAGCCCGUCGUCUGUUGGAUGAUACAACCAAUUCCAAUCCACUGAUCCGAGAGCUAGCCUGGGAAGGGCUGAAGUGUCUAGGAAUGAUUACACAUCUCUUUGCCGUGCCUCUGGCCCAAAGACUAAUGGACAAAGAUGAAAGAGUAAGGAAUAAGGCCCUGAGCCUCAUGGCUGAGACUGGAAUCCACUCUAAGACCUCACUCUUAAACUUGAUCCAGAACGAAGAUACUUUCUGGGAGAUGCAGCAGGAAAUGAUUGGGGAAGAAACCCUGGACCAUCUGCUGGGAAUGCAGGCCACAGAUCUUCAAAUCCUUCAUACCCAAGUGGAGCAGCGAUUGAAUGAAAACCUGAUCUUAUCACUGGGUGAUGAAAAGCCUACUUUUUCUUUAGAUGUCUCAGGGGCUUCUGAACUUACCGCCCUUUCCAACCAACUUGAUACAGCUCCUGAAGAACCUGAAGUUGCCUACAAGCCCAGCAAAGGCCAAAGAUGGGGCCGAGUAGGCGGCAGAAAGCAUACCCGAAAAUUUUUGCAGAGCCUCAAGAAGAUGAAAGAGACUGGCACAGAGCCAGGUCCCUUAGAGGGUGAAGGUGAUCAGAGUGAAGCUGCACCAACUGAGAGGGAGGAGUGUAGGUCUUCAACCUCCAGUACACUAAAGAUUUCAAAAGAUGACGAACAAGAGCCUCCAGGGAUAGAUGCCUCAAAGGAUCAUGUUGCAUUGAAGAUGCUGAGGAAGAUACGUGACAAAAGAGGCAGGAAAGCAACACUUCAGAAACCCAUAGAGAGGCGCAAGAGGAAGACAAUAGACGCUGAAGUUACAGUUGAGGACCCUCCAUAUCCUAUAAGGAGAGAAUCAGUUGUGAAGCUGGUGGAAGUCAGAGGGCAGAGUGCCUCUGGAGCUCCUGGCCACAGGACUACCCCUGGAGAUGGCUCAUCAUGGCGGGACGAUCUAUGUCGUCUUAUGACCCUGAGGAUAUCUGGUUCCCAGACAAAAAUGUCAGAAGCUCUAAACACUGAGCUAGUGACCAUGGCUCAGGCGGUGCUGGCAGAUCGAUGGCCCAGCUGGGAGCUCUUUCAGGAGAUCUGCCCCCUGUUGAAGAAAGAAAGUAAGGAACGGCUUGAGGACCUUGACUGGGAUGUAGCCUGGCCAGAGGAGAAACCAGUUUUUCCUCAUGCAGGAGCAAUUAGAGAGGACAUGGUGAUCAGUGACAAGGAAGAGGAGACAAAAGAGGAGCAAGAGCGAAAGAAAGAAAGGGAUGUGCUGGACUUGUGGGAAACCCAGGUGAUUCCAAACAAAGGCAAGAAAAAGAAAGUUGUUUUUUUAGAACCAGACGUAACCAAGGGAAAACGAAUAUCAAAGAAAGAAGAGAAGAAACCCUCUAAGAAGCCUUCUAAGCAGGAGGGGAAAGCAGUCCAGCAGGAAAUAAAAGUGGAUAAAAAAGAGAGGAAAAAAACCAAAGAAGAGGAGACGGACGUGAGUCAGGAAGUGGGAGAAAAGGCCAAAUUAGAGGAGAAAGUGGUUGAGCAAGAAGGAAGACCAGUUAAGGAAGAGACAAAACUGUCUCGGCAGGAGUGGAAGAAGCUCUGGGAUCAGUGGAAACAGGCCAACAGUGAGACGAGGAUAUCCUGGGAUGAAUGGAAGAAAGCCUGGGAAAGCAGGCGUCUUCAGGAAGAGGAGAAGCUCCAUGAGGAAGAAGAAAAGCUGUUCCCAGAUGAGGAAGAGCUGGAGAGGGACAAGAAGAAGCAGACAUGGGAUAAAUGGUCACAGAUCUGGGAAAAGAUGUCAGCCAGGGCCAGGGAGCAAUUGUUGGAGGAUGAGGAGGAAGUGACCCUGGAGGAAGAAUUGUCUCAGGAGUGGGAAGGAGAAGAAGCAGCAGCAGCAGCAGCAGAAGAAGAGCUGAUGACAGAAGAGCAGAGACAGAUCCAUCAAGAAUAUAAACAGGCACAGGUUGAGAGGAAACGGGCCCAAGUUGAAAUAAAACGAGCCCAAGAAGAGAGGAAGCUGGCACAAGAAGUAGAGAAGCUAGCACAGGAAGAGAGAAAACUGGCUCAGGAAGAGAGAAACAUGGCCAGAGACUAUGAGAAACUGGCCCAGAAAGACAGGAAAAUGGAGGAGGUAGAGAGGAAGUUUAUCCAGAAUGAGGAAAAACUAGCCCAAAGAGAGGAGAUGCUAACCCAGGAAGCAGAGAAAUUGGCCCAGCGAAGGAAGAAACUGGCCAUGAAAUUGGAGAAACUGGCUCAAGAAGAAGAGAAAAAAGCAAAGAAAGGAGGGAAGCUAGCUGAGGUAAAAAAGAUAUUGGUCCAGAAAUUGGAAAAACUGGCCCAGAAGGAGCAAGAUGUAGCAUGGCAAGAAAAGGAACUAGCCCAGGAAUUGGAGGACCUGGCAUGGGAAGAGGAGGAACUGAAUCAGGAAGAGGAGGAACUGGAAGAAGAACUGCUUAUCCAGAAAGAGGAGAAACUGGUCCAGGACAAGGAAAAACUGGCUGAGGAAAAGGAAAGACUUGGCCAGAAAAGGGAGCAAUUGAUGGAGAAUAAGCAAAAGUUGGCCCAGGAAGAAGAGCUGCUGAUCCAGGAAGAGAAGAAACUGGCCCAGGACAAUGAAAAAUUUCCUGAAGAAGAGGAAAGACUUGGCCAGAAAAGGGAGCAACUGAUGGAGAACAAGCAGAAAUUGGCCCAAGAAGAAGAGCUACUGAUCCAGGAUGAGAAGAAACUGACCCAGGACAUGGAAACACUGCGUGGGGAGGAGGCAAGACUUGUCCAGAAAAGGGAACAAUUGCUAAAGAAUAAGCAAAAACUGGCCCAGGAAAGGAAUAAUCUGGCUCAGGAGAAGGUGAAACUGGCUCAGAGGAAAGAAAACUUAAUCCAGCUCAAAGAACGCCUCACUGAGAAGAGAAAGAAAUCAGACCAAGAAAAGGAGAAACUGGACAUGUACAAGAAGAGACUGGUUCAGAUAGAGAAGAAGCUGAUGGAGGAAAAGGAGAAACUUUUCCAGAAGAAGGAGAAAUUGGCUGCUAUAGAGGAAAAACUGACCCAAUUAGAGGAAAGGCUGGCUGAGGAACAGCACCAAAUAGCCCAGGACAAAAUGAAAUUAGCUAUGGAAAAGAGGGUGAUAUUCCAAGCACUGAAACAGCUCAGAGGUGACUGGUCUAUUACUAAGGAAGGAAAGGCAUUGGGCAUGGAAAUAAAGAAAUUGGCCUGGGAGAAGGUGAGACUGGCUGAGGGAAAGGCAACUCUCUUUAAAAAAGAGACUCAAGAAACUUCAAGACAGGGAAGACCAAUUAAGGAUGAACUAGAACUAAUUAAGAGGAAAUUGUCACUAGAGGAAAAGAUACUGGUCUAUGAAGAUAGGAUACUGGCCACAGAGCAAACAGACAUUACCAAAGGAGAACUGGAGUUUACUAGAGGAGGGAGAGUAUGUGCCCAGGAAGAAAGGAAGCUAGCCAAAUUAAUAAGGAAGAUGGCUAAAGAAAGCAAGGGCAUUUCCAAGGAACCAUUAAAAGUAAGCAGCAAAAUCUUAAAGAUACUUCAAGGCCUUAUCAAAAAAGAAAGGAAACUAACCCAGGAAGAAAUAGAGAUGACAAAGUUAAAGAGGUCUUUCAUUACUAAGGAAAAGGAAUUGAACAAGGUACAGAAUGAACUUGAUGCCAAGGAGUGGGGUUUUUCUGAGGAACAACCAGAAAUUGCCACAGAUGAGAAGAAACUGGCUAAGAGGCAGAGAGAACUGGCCAAGGAAAUGAGAAGACUGAUAAAGAAAGAGAAAAAGAUGACUGAGGAAGAAAGCAGAUUGGCCAGGCAACACAGAGAAGUCAUACAGGAAGAAGAGGAGGAUGAAAUAACAGAGGAAGAAGAGGCAAAGCCAUUCCUUAAACAAAGGUCAAGAAAGAGAGAAAAGCUAAAGAGAGUUGAUUUGCAACAGGAAGAGUUUCUCAGUCAAGAGGAUGAGGUGAAAAGUGUGAAAAGUGAAGAGAGCUUUUCUGAAGAAAUGGAAAGCUUAUUAGAUGAAAUAGAGCGAGAGAGUUUGUCUGAAGAGGAGGAGGAGGAGGAAGAGGAGGAAAUGGAAGAGGAGGAAGAAGAGGAAGGGAAGGAGAAGAAGAAGAAAAAGAAGAAGAAGGUGCAGGAGGAGGAAGUGUUUGAGAAGGAGGAAAGCAUGAGUGAGGAAGAGAUGGAGCAUUUGAGUGAGAAAGAGGGGGAGGAAGAGGAGAGAAGCUCAUUGGAAGAAGAGGUAGACAAGAAGAAAGAGAUCUUUAAAAAAGAAAAACUAUUUAAGUUACCAGGAGAAAGAAAAAAGGACUUAAAAGGAAGAGAAGCAGCCCCUUCUAUUGAGAAAAGAAUCCCCAAGGUCAAAGGCAGAGCUAUAAAACUUGAAGUUCUCAAAAGCCCUCCCAAGCAACUGAUCUCAGUAGUUCUGGGGAGGGAAGAGAAGAUACCAGUGCCAGGGUCAACUAAACAAAUAUCCUGGGAAGAUAAGGCCACAGUACUUGAGACGUCCAGGGUAUUCCCAGGGACAGGGUUUAUGGAUAAACAAGAAGAACUGUUGAAGAAAUAUAAGCCCAUACCUCUACAAGUUUUGGAUACAGUGUUGGAGUCCCAAGAGCCUGACUUAAAGACCCCAUAUUUAUCCUACAUAUUGAAGAAGACCAUGGAAGCUCAUAAACUCCAAGGCAAACAACUAGGGGCCAAGUGGCAGUGGCUUCUGCAGCGUCAUCCAUCUCUGAAGGGACAGACUGAGGUACAAUUACCUGUGUCCAAAAUCCUGGCUGAGGAAAUAUAUGCAGACAUCAGCCUCUCAGAUGUAGAGUGGAUCCACCAUGUCCUAGAACAGAUGGAGGCAGGAGAACCGCUUUCCAGGGAUAGUUUCCACAGAUUGUGCCAGCUUCUCAAAGACCUCACUGCAAAGGAAAACUUAGAGUGGAUGCAUCUGGCCAAACUUGAAGCCAUUGUGUACCGUCACAAGCAGAACUUGGAAUCACGAAGCACAAGUAUCUCAAAACCCAGUAAGGAGCCCAUGGGUCCAAAAUACCUGAAAGUGAUCCCUCCUAUAAAAGGAAAGGAAAAGGAAAGCUGGCUAAAACCUUUGGCUGUCACCACACCAAAGUCCCCAUUAGCUACCAAAAUGAUUCCAGACCUGAAGGCUAUAAAUUGGCAUCUUCUAGGAGAGCCUUACAGGAGUGUGCGGGCAGAGCAGAUAUCCACUGCUCGCAAGGAGAUGGAGAUGCAACACCAUUAUCCUCCAACAAGAGACAUUUUCACAGGUGCCCUUGACCCUGUGGAAAAACAAACCCUAGCACUGAUGUUUCAAAAGGACUUCUGGGCUUUUAAGGAUAAGGGCAGGUCUGCCAAAUUGCCCAAGUUGGAAAAGAAGGCACAGCCCAUCUCUAAAAAAAAGGACAAGGUGCCUCUAUGGGAGACAUUUGUGGCAAUGUACCAUGUUUUGCGGAUGUUGCAGGAGCGAUACGCGAAAGACAGUGCUGCUUGGAUGGAACAGUUCUACCGUCUCAUGGACCUGUACCAGCUUAAGUCCCCCCGAAUCCAGAGGCUACUACAGGAACUGCUAUUGAGAGGGGCACCCCAAUCCCAAGAGAUCAUUUACAAAGAGGCCCUAAAGGCCACGGAGCUAGUUCCUGGGGAGCGGUUGUUCUACCACCUGUUCUGUGGUGGCUCUCACACCCCUAAAGGUCCUCUGGAGUUCCAGGAGGUGGUUCCCCUCCCAGGGAAGAACAAUGUACGUACCAUGCUCCCUAUGGGCAUUGCCCAGUAUGGGAUCUUAGAACUUGCCUGGAAGAGCCUGCCGCAAGCUGAUGUACACCUCACCAAGGAAUUGCCCUACAACGUUGCUCCUACCCCCUAAUCUGGGACUGAAGGGGCAGGACUUUUCAUUCCCACCUGGAGAAAGGCCUUGUCACCAGAAUUUAGACCUUUAUCCCUAGGGCCCACACAGAGGUAGAGCCAUGCCAA